Molecule: messenger RNA, 1308 nt
Organism: Alternaria hordeiaustralica
Lineage: Eukaryota; Fungi; Ascomycota; Dothideomycetes; Pleosporales; Pleosporaceae
Exons: 1
Coding region: 1-1308 (435 amino acids)
Molecular function (GO): glycosyltransferase activity
Source: RefSeq, a predicted model, not a curated record
AUGGUAGACCAACAAACUGCCCCCCAAAGCAAAAACGCCUACGUAACCCUCCUCACCCGCCCCAGCUACCUAGCCGGCGCAAUCCUCCUCGCCUACACCCUGCACAAACACUCCCCCUCCACCCCGCUCAUAAUAACCUACACACCGGAGACCUUGCCAGAAACCUGCAUCAACGCCUUCAAAGCCGAAGCCGCUUACUCAAACAUAAUCCUGCACCCCGUGGAACACCUCCGCCUGCCAGAAGAUGGAACCGAACACGGCAUGGUCGCCGAGCGCUUCAUCGAUACAUGGACGAAGCUGCGUGUUUUUGAUUUGUGGGAUAUGCCCGAAGGGCAGAAGUUUGAGAGGAUUUGUUGGUUGGAUGCUGAUAUGAUGAUCUUCUCCAACCCUUCGCCCUUGAUCUUCAAUGAGGAGAAUGAUGCGUAUCUUAAGGGCGGUGAUGGCAUGCGUACAAUGGCCGUACACACCUGCGUCUGCAACCUCGACCACGAUUCCUGGGCCCCCGCGGAAUGGAACCCGCAGAAUUGCGCGAUUGCCAAACUCACCGCACCGGAUCAGCUAGCAGAGGUUAAGCCGGAACCAUACACGUUGUCGAACUUCAACUCUGGCACUUUUCUCUAUCGGCCUAGCAAGGACCUGUCUUCUUUCGUGCUGGCCAAGUUCGAGGAAUUGGGCAAUGCAAAGUUACGCGCUAUGAAAUUCCCGGAUCAGGAUUUCCUCAACGAAGCCUUCGAUGGGCGCUGGAGCAGUUUGAGCUGGAAAACGAAUGCGCUCAAGACGUGGCGGUACUGGCAUGAGAAUAUUUGGCAAGACGACCAGGUCGCUGUGCUGCACUAUAUUGUGGAUAAGCCGUGGGUGGCACGUCUGGACGAGGAAGGCAAAGCGGGAUACUUGGGUAAAGACGGUGUGACGCACGGGUGGUGGUGGGAUGAGUAUGAUACGUGGAAUAAGGAGAGGGAGGCGCAGGGGGAAAAGCAGUUGUUGGAGAUUGUGGGCAAGUAUGCGGCGAGGGAGGAUGGGGUGGUGGAUGAAGAGAUGAGGGCUGUGGGGGGUGGGGCGCAGGACUUUGCGAAGAAGUGGCCUGCUAAGGAUGGGGAGGGUGCUGGUGGAGAGGAAGCCGGAAAUGGGGCCAAGGCGAACGAACCGCAGUUGUCGGCCGAGGCACAGGAGAAGGCGGAGCAGUUUGGCAAGGUUGAUGCGCCGCAGGGGAAGAUGUUGGGAGAGAGGGGGCAUGGGCGUGUUGUUAGGGGUGGGAGGGGGUUUGGUGGGAGGGGUAGGGGUGAGGGGUGGAGUGUCAUGCAAGAUUGA